This is a messenger RNA of Lachnellula hyalina, 6807 nucleotides long. RefSeq names its product Pre-mRNA-splicing factor (gene brr2). Lineage: Eukaryota; Fungi; Ascomycota; Leotiomycetes; Helotiales; Lachnaceae. The record is from RefSeq and is a predicted model, not a curated record. Gene Ontology annotation, cellular component: nucleus. The transcript is spliced from 3 exons. Bases 1 to 6807 code for a protein of 2268 amino acids. Gene Ontology annotation, molecular function: ATP binding; nucleic acid binding; ATP hydrolysis activity.
AUGACGGACCAGCAGCGUGAUGUGUCGCAGUACAAGUACUCGGCGAUGUCCAACCUGGUUCUCCAGGCGGACCGUCGAUUUGUUACUCGGCGCAAUGAUGAAGUUACAGGAGACCCGGAGUCACUUGCGGGGCACCUGAGCAUCCGCGACAUGGGAUCUCGUAACGCUCGCGACGAUGCCCCGAAGCAGAAGAAAAAAGCUUCUGGGCUCCCAGAUUUAGAGAGGGGCGGUCUUCGGGAAGGGCAGGAAGUACUGGAACGAGAACAACGAAAACGAAAGCGUGGAGAACCAGCACAACUUCGAGGGACUGGGAUUUUGUCUGCAGCGGAUGCGUUGGUGGAAGGUAUCGUGUAUCGACCGAGGACAUCAGCCACACGAGCAACGUACGACCUGAUUCUGACGACUGUUGCAAACAACCUUGGGGACGUUUCGCAUGAGAUUGUGCGAAGCGCUGCAGAUGCUGUUCUAGAGUUCUUGAAGGACGAUGACAUGAAGGAUUUUGACAAGAAGAAGGAGAUUGAUGACUUGCUGGGUGCGACAAUGACCCCCAAACAAUUUAACGAACUGGUGAAUCUGGGGAAGAAAAUUACCGACUAUGAAGCACAGGAUGAAGACGAAGUUAUGGCAGAUGGAGAAAAUGGUGCGGAGGAUGGAGCCGAAAUUGACGAUCGCCAAGGGGUGGCCGUUGUGUUUGACGACAACUCCGAGGAUGAAGAUGGUGCCGAGAUGGUCGACGAGAUUCGAGACGAGUCCUCCGAAGACGAAGCCGACAUGGAGGAACGUCCAGGAGCCGAGGAAGCUUCAACUGCUGGUGGCGCCGGAGAAGAUAGAGAAACAGGCGCAGAAGAACUACCUGAAGAAGAGGCUAUAAUUAUAGAUUCUGGCCCAGCUAACGGUGGAGCGGGGAAGGAGAAAGAGAAAAACUUCAUACCUGCUCGAGACAUAGAUGCGUACUGGCUCCAGAGGCAAAUUGGCACAAUUUAUUCCGACGCACAUAUUCAACAAGUCAAGACCCAACAAGCUCUGCAUACGCUUUCAGGAGCUCCCGAGGAGGAAGGUGGCGAAGAGAAGCCACUGAGAGAAAUUGAGAACGACCUGGCGGAGCUCUUCGAUUAUGAGAACCAUGAGCUUGUUCAUAAGCUCAUCUCAAAUCGAGAUAAAGUUGUUUGGCUCACUCGAUUAGCUCGAGCCGAGGAUGACGAAGCGCGCGGUGUUGUUGAACGAGAAAUUGCUGCUGAGGGUUUACGAUGGAUCUUAGAUGAAUUAAGAGGUGUGACUUCUUCCGGGGAUGGAUCAAAGAAACGCAAACUAGAGAUCAAGAUGGACCUCGACGUGCCCGAUUCUUACACAAAUGCUUCUUCUAAAGCAGAGAAUGAAGGUGACGGUGGCCUUGUUGGUGGUCUGCAACCCAAGAAACUCAUCAAUCUCGAGAAUCUUGUCUUUGACCAAGGAAACCACCUGAUGACCAACCCAAAGGUCAAGCUUCCGGAGGGAUCGACGAAGCGUACAUUCAAGGGUUAUGAGGAGAUUCAUGUCCCAGCUCCAAAGAAGCGCAAUGAGCCAACUGAUCGUGAUAUACCCGUCACGGAGAUGCCAGAGUGGGCUAGGGUGCCUUUCGGCUCAACGGCGAAGCUCAACAAGAUACAAUCCAAAUGCUUUCCAGAGGCAUUCAAUGAUGAUGGCAAUAUGCUCAUUUGUGCCCCCACUGGUAGUGGAAAGACCAAUGUCGGCAUGUUGACUAUCCUUCGUGAGAUUGGGAAGAAUCGAAACCCCGAGACUGGGGAAAUCCACCUGGAUGCGUUCAAGAUUGUCUACAUUGCACCCCUCAAGGCGCUGGUCCAGGAACAGGUUGGAAAUUUUGGUGGCCGCCUGAAGGAAUAUGGAAUUCAAGUCUCCGAAUUGACUGGUGAUCGACAACUCACAAAGCAGCAAAUAGCUGAUACCCAAAUUAUUGUAACAACACCUGAAAAAUGGGAUGUUAUUACACGAAAGGCAACAGAUCUCAGCUAUACAAAUCUGGUGCGCCUCAUUAUCAUUGAUGAAAUCCAUCUUUUGCACGAUGACCGUGGACCUGUUCUAGAAAGCAUUGUUAGUCGGACUAUUCGAAAGAUGGAGCAAACAGGAGAUCCUGUUCGCCUUGUUGGACUUUCAGCUACACUUCCCAACUACCGAGAUGUCGCAAGCUUUCUCCGAGUUGAUCCAACGAAAGGAAUGUUCCAUUUUGACGGAUCCUUCCGGCCCUGCCCACUUCGCCAAGAGUUCGUUGGUAUCACUGAGAAGAAAGCUAUCAAGCAGUUGAAGACAAUGAACGACGUCACUUAUACAAAAGUACUUGAGCAUGUCGGAACCAACCGCAAUCAAAUGAUCAUAUUCGUCCACUCGCGCAAAGAAACAUCCAAGACUGCCAGGUAUAUUCGAGACAAGGCUUUAGAGAUGGAGACUAUUGGUCAAAUCCUCAAGAGUGAUGCUGGUAGCAGAGAGAUCCUUAGUAGCGAGGCCGAAGCUGUCAACGACCGAGAGUUGAAGGAUCUACUUCCUUACGGAUUUGGUAUUCAUCAUGCAGGCAUGACCAGAACAGAUCGAACUUCGGUCGAAGAUCUUUUCAGCUCUGGAGACAUACAAGUGCUAGUCUGUACUGCUACCUUGGCUUGGGGUGUGAACUUGCCAGCACAUACCGUCAUUAUCAAGGGCACACAAGUCUACUCACCAGAAAAGGGUAGUUGGGUUGAGCUAAGUCCGCAGGACGUGCUGCAAAUGCUUGGACGAGCCGGACGCCCACAAUAUGACACGUACGGAGAAGGUAUUAUCAUAACCACACAGACGGAAAUGCAAUAUUACCUAUCACUGCUAAACCAGCAACUUCCAAUUGAGAGUCAGUUCGUUAGCCGGUUAGCCGAUAAUCUCAAUGCUGAAGUUGUCCUUGGCAACGUUCGUAGUCGAGAUGAGGGUGUUGAAUGGCUUGGCUAUACAUAUCUCUUUGUUCGGAUGUUACGGUCGCCAGGCUUGUACAGUGUCGGGGCCGAUUACGAGGGAGACAGCGCCUUGGAACAGAAGCGGGUUGACCUGAUUCACUCUGCUGCCGUCGUGCUCGAGAAAUCUAAUCUCGUCAAAUAUGACAAGAAAACAGGCAAAUUGCAGGCAACCGAGCUUGGACGAAUUGCCUCACAUUACUACAUCACACAUAGCUCAAUGCUAACAUACAAUCACCACAUACAACCUUCGAUUACCCCAAUCGAACUGUUCCGUGUGUUCGCGUUGAGCGAGGAAUUUAAGUACAUACCCGUCCGUCAAGACGAGAAGUUGGAGCUCGCUAAAUUGUUGGGACGCGUGCCGAUUCCUGUCAAGGAAAGCAUUGAGGAGCCUCACGCGAAGAUCAAUGUGCUUCUCCAAGCCUUCAUAUCCCGUCUUCAAUUGGAGGGGCUCGCUUUGAUGUCCGACCUCGUUUAUGUUACCCAAUCAGCUGGUCGAAUUCUCCGCGCCAUUUUUGAAAUCACCCUCAAAAAGGGAUGGUCCUCCGUUGCAAAAACAGCGUUGGAGCUGUGUAAAAUGGCGGAAAAACGCAUGUGGCCAACUAUGACCCCAUUGCGUCAGUUUCCAUCUUGUCCGAGAGAGGUCGUUCAAAAGGCCGAAAGAAUCGAUGUCCCGUGGAUGAAUUACUUUGAUUUGGAUCCUCCAAGGAUGGGCGAGCUGCUAGGAAUACCAAGAGCUGGCAAGACUGUCUGCAGUCUAGUCGCCAAAUUCCCCAGAUUGGAGAUCCAAGCACAAGUACAGCCAAUGACAAGAUCAAUGCUGAGAGUCGAACUGACAAUAUCACCCAAAUUUGAAUGGGAUGACGAGAUUCAUGGCGCAGCGGAAAGCUUUUGGAUUAUUGCCGAGGACUGUGAUGGAGAGGACAUCUUGUUUCACGAUCAAUUCAUCUUACGAAAGGAUUUCGCUCAAGCAGAAAUGAAUGAGCAUAUAGUUGAGUUCACUGUACCCAUUACAGAGCCGAUGCCUCCGCAUUACUUUGUCUCUGUUAUAUCCGACAGAUGGAUGCAUUCUGAGACCAAGCUACCGGUCUCAUUUCAGAAGCUAAUUUUGCCGGAGAAGUUUCCGCCUCAUACACCUCUUCUUGAUCUCCAACCUCUUCCAGUUGCUGCUCUCAAGACCGAUGAUUUUAAGGCUUUAUAUCCCGAAUGGGAACGAUUCAACAAGAUACAAACGCAGACCUUUAACUCUCUGUACUCAACAGAUGAGAAUGUCUUCGUUGGCGCUCCAACAGGAAGUGGAAAGACGGUCUGCGCAGAAUUUGCCUUGCUUCAUCAUUGGUCGAAGCAUGAUGCAGGUCGAGCAGUCUAUAUUGCGCCAUUUCAGGAGCUGGUCGACCUCCGAUUACAGGAUUGGCAACAGAGAUUUUCUAAGCUUCGUGGAGGGAAAGAAAUUGUCAAAUUGACAGGUGAAACCACGGCCGACCUUAAGAUUCUUGACCGAGGUGACCUGAUUCUGGCUACACCAGCCCAAUGGGAUGUUUUAUCGCGACAGUGGCAACGACGAAAGAAUAUCCAGGCCAUCCAGUUGUUCAUUGCUGAUGAGUUACACAUGCUCGGUGGCCAGUCUGGGUUCAUUUAUGAGAUCGUUGUCUCCCGGAUGCAUUACAUUCGCUCCCAGACUGAGCAACCUCUACGCAUUGUCGGUCUCAGUGUCUCGCUCUCUAAUGCUCGAGACGUUGGCGAAUGGAUCGAUGCCAAGAAACACAACAUCUAUAACUUCAGCCCGCAUGUUCGUUCGGUGCCUUUGGAGCUCCAUAUUCAAUCGUUUACUAUUCCUCACUUCCCAUCUCUAAUGCUUGCUAUGGCCAAGCCGACCUACCAUUCCAUUCUCCAGAUGUCGCCAGACAAGCCUGCACUUGUAUUUGUACCCAACAGGAAGCAAGCACGAUCUACCACUCGAGAUCUACUAUCCGCUUGCGUUGCUAGCGAUGACGAAGACCGCUUCCUACAUGCCGAUGCUGCGCAGAUGGCGCCACUCCUUGAACGAAUAAGCGAGGAGGCAUUGGCGGAAUCAAUUUCGCACGGUAUUGGAUAUUAUCAUGAGGCCUUGACCACAAGUGAUAAGCGGAUUGUCAAGCACCUGUAUGACAAUGGAGCUAUCCAAGUCAUGGUAGCAUCUCGCGAUGUUUGUUGGGAAUUGGAUUGCACAGCUCAUCUUGUCAUCGUAAUGGGGACUCAAUACUAUGAGGGCCGGGAACACCGAUAUGUGGACUACCCAUUGAGCGAGGUCCUGCAGAUGUUUGGCAAAGCUUCACGUCCACUUGUAGACAAACUCAGCCGAGGAGUUUUGAUGGUACCAGCUGUCAAGCGCGAGUACUAUAAGAAAUUCUUGAAUGAAGCUCUGCCAAUUGAAAGUCAUCUUCAGGUCUACUUACACGAUGCAUUUGUAUCGGAGAUCAGCACCAAAAUGAUCGAGUCUGCUGAUGAUGCAAUCAACUGGACGACCUUCACCUACUUCUAUCGCCGGCUUUUGGCAAAUCCAAGCUACUACAGCCUUACAAACACAUCGCACGAGGGCCUCAGCACGCACUUGUCUGACCUUGUUGAAACCACUUUGAAGGACUUGGCAGAGUUCAAGAUCAUUGAUUUAGAUGAAGAAGAUGACUCCGUGACACCUUUAAAUGCUGCUAUGAUCGCUGCAUACUACAACAUCUCUUAUAUUACUAUGCAAACCUUCUUACUGUCACUCACUGGGCGGACAAAGUUGAAGGGUAUUCUAGAGAUCAUAACAUCAGCAACCGAGUUUGAAUCCAUUCCGAUCAGAAGACACGAAGAUAGUCUUAUCCGACGCGUCUAUGAUCGAAUUCCAGUCAAGAUGGCCCAGCCCAGUUACGACUCGCCCCACUUCAAGGCGUUUGUGCUCCUUCAAGCACAUUUCUCAAGGAUGCAACUUCCCAUCGAUCUGGCGAAGGAUCAGGAAAUCAUUUUAACAAAGGUUCUCAGCUUGCUUAGCGCCACGGUUGAUAUCUUGUCUUCUGACGGCCAUAUCAACGCCAUGAACGCAAUGGAGAUGUCUCAAAUGGUUGUGCAGGCCAUGUGGGAUCGUGAUAGUCCUCUAAGGCAGAUCCCUAAUUUUACUCCGGAGGUUGUCAAGGCUGCCAAUGACUUUGGUAUAAAGGACGUAUUUGAAUUCAUGGAGGCUAUGGACCCUUCCGAAAACCCCAACUACGAAGCUCUCAUCAAGCGACUGGGUCUGUCGCAAUCUCAGUUGGGACAAGCAGCCAGUUUCACGAACAAUAAAUACCCGAAUAUUGAACUUGACUUCGAGGUUGAGGAUCCGGACGAGAUUACCGCCGGAGCGCCUUCGUAUCUCAAGGUUAAGAUCACACGAGAAGUGGAUGACGAGGAUGAGUCGACGGAUGUGGACACAACUGUUCACGCGCCAUUCUAUCCAGUGAAGAAAAUGGAGAAUUGGUGGCUGGUUGUCGGCGAGGAGAGCUCAAAGACCCUGCUCGCGAUCAAGCGCAUCACAAUAGGAAGGUCUUUGAACGUAAAACUGGAAUACACCGUCCCGACACCUGGAGAGCAUGAGCUCAAGCUAUUCCUCAUGAGCGACAGUUAUAGUGGGGUCGAUCAAGAUCCGAGCUUUUCUGUUACUGUGGCCGAAGGCAUGGAGGAAGAUGACGAGGAAUCGGGCGAAGAACCGAAUAUCAGGGAGUGUUUAGAACAGGAGAUACAAGACGAGACGCCUUCCAAUGGGAUCCCUUCCCUUCCCUUGGCUGUCAGUGAUUGUGUUGCCGGUAGCACGGGCAGGCGCAGAGCACCCAGCGAUUUGUGA